This is a messenger RNA of Conger conger (European conger), 1527 nucleotides long. Its product is annotated as dual specificity tyrosine-phosphorylation-regulated kinase 4-like. Bases 1 to 1527 code for a protein of 508 amino acids. The transcript is spliced from 15 exons. Gene Ontology annotation, molecular function: ATP binding; protein serine/threonine/tyrosine kinase activity; protein serine/threonine kinase activity. Gene Ontology annotation, biological process: peptidyl-threonine phosphorylation; peptidyl-serine phosphorylation. NCBI's taxonomy places the organism in Eukaryota, Metazoa, Chordata, Actinopteri, Anguilliformes, Congridae. Gene Ontology annotation, cellular component: nucleus. The record is from RefSeq and is a predicted model, not a curated record.
AUGGAGGAGGUUGACACCAAUUCAAGCAGUCUGUUCCAAGAGGAAAUACUUGUCCCUCCCAAAUACAACAUCCUGCUCGACCUCAAAAAGAAGAUGGAGGAGAGGAAUCAGCAGAUGGACCAGACUCCCACAGACUUGAACACUGUGGCUGAGGUGCAGGUGCCAGGCGAUCAGGUCACAGAGAAGUUGAGCAAUCCAAAGCUCCUCCACACAACGCUCAGCAUCCUACCGGAAAUUAGAAAGAUGGUGGUGGAGAGAAAGUGCCGGAUAGACCAGCAAGAGAGUUCAAAGGUCAGCAUCUCUUUAAGAACCGUGGAGGCAGAGGCAAAGAGUGUCCCCAAAAACCUAAAUCAGGAAAGGGUUCGGAAGGGGCUGCCCCUGUCACCUGCAGUGGCUCUGCAGUACUUCCAGAAACACUUGACCAGCUUGGAGCAGAGGGAGAUCCUGGAUUUCCCAGAGAUUUGGUACCUGGGCCUGGGGGCUGAGAAGAAGGACCCCCAGGAGAUGGCUGAGUACUCUGAGGACUCCAAUUCCAACUCUGACCAUGAUGAUGAAAGUGGGAUCUAUGUCCCUGUCCUGCAUGACCACAUUGCCUACCGCUAUGAGAUUCUGGAAAAUCUUGGACAAGGAUCAUUUGGCCUGGUUCUGAAAUGUCUGGAUCACAAGAUCAAGGAACUCGUAGCACUAAAGGUCAUUCAUGACAUGGAGAGUGCCAACAACAGGGCCCUGAAGGAACUGGAGAUCCUAGAUGCUGUGAGGAGGGAAGACAAGGAAAACCAAUAUAACGUCAUCCACAUGAAGGAGUACAUGACCUUCCGGAAACAUCUUUGCAUCACCUUUGAGCUCCAGGGAAUGGACCUGUAUGAGCUGAUGAAGGAGAACAGCUUCAAGGGCUUCAGCAUGUCCCAGACACGUCACUACGCCACUGCGUUGGUCAACAGCCUGCAGAUGCUGCACAGGAAGAAAAUUGUCCACUGUGACCUGAAGCCGGAGAACAUCCUUCUGUCAGAGAGAAGACAUGGAAACAUCAAGUUGGCCGACUUUGGGUGCAGCUUCUACGAGCACCAGGAAGGGUGCACCUAUGUUCAGACACGGUUCUACCGUGCCCCGGAAGUGAUCCUAGGCAUUCCCUAUGGCACAGCCAUCGAUAUGUGGAGUCUGGGCUGUAUCCUGGCUGAGCUCUAUACAGGCUACCCACUCUUCUCUGGGACCAACGAGGUGGACCAGCUGGCCUGCAUCAUGGAGGUGCUGGGAACGCCCCCGGAUUACAUUGUUCGGAUGUCACCAAGAAGGAAAGUAUUUUUUGAGGAGAAGGGUAACGCAAAUAACCACACAGAUUCCAAGGGCCAAACAGCAUGUCUUGCAAAAAGGCCAAACUCUAAGGACCUGGCCAGUGCGUUGAGGAGCAGAGACCUGCUGUUUGUGGACUUUGUGACACGGUGCCUCACGUGGGACUCUGCCCAGCGCAUGACUGCGGAAGAGGCAGCGUGGCACCAGUGGCUUCAGAAGCCUAGGACGUGGCCUUGA